CGUGCCUGGAGGGGCUCCGACUUUAGGGGAGGCGUGCCCGGGAAGGCCGAGAUGCGUGUGCGCUGAGCGGUUUUUCCUGCUCGGAAACUCGAACGAAAGCUAUGGAAAGUUUUGCAGGCGGAGGCAUGGCCCCGCAGCCUUAUCGGUUUGCCCAGGCCUGGAAGCCGGAGAGAGGAUCAGGGGUUUUCAGGCUAACCGUCAGAAAUGCAAUGGCUCAUCUUGAUUCUGAGGUGAGAGAAGAAUGUCUGAGGGAAGACCUGAAGUUUUACUUCAUGAACCCUUGUGAAAAAUACCGAGCCAGACACCAGAUUCCAUGGAAGUUGGGAUUGCAGAUUUUGAAGAUAGUCAUGGUCACCACACAGCUUGUUCGUUUUGGUUUAAGUAACCAGAUGGUGGUUGCUUUCAAAGAAGAGAACACUGUUGCUUUUAAGCAUUUGUUUUUAAAAGGAUAUUCUGGCACGGAUGAAGAUGACUAUAGUUGCAGUUUGUAUACUCAGGAGGAUGCCUAUGAGAGCAUCUUUUUUGCUAUCAAUCAGUAUCAUCAUCUAAAGAACAUAUCCCUGGGGACCCUUGGUUAUGGAGAAAAUGAAGACAAUACAAUUGGCUUAAAAGUCUGUAAGCAGCAUUACAAGAAAGGGACCAUGUUUCCUUGUAAUGAGACACUGAAUAUUGACAGCGAUAUUGAAAUAGAUUGUGUUCACUUAGACCUCUCCAAGUCCCCUCAGGACUGGAAGAACUCGUCAUUCUUCAAACUGGAAUUUUAUCGGCUCUUACAAGUUGAAAUUUCCUUUCACCUCAAAGGCAUUGACCUACAGACGAUUCAUUCCCGAGAGUUACCGGACUGUUACGUCUUUCAGAACACGAUUACCUUUGACAAUAAAGCUCACAGUGGCAAGAUCAAGAUCUAUUUUGACAGUGAUGCUAAAAUAGAAGAAUGUAAAGACUUAAACAUAUCUGGAUCUAUUCAGAAAAAUACUCAGUAUGUCCUGGUGUUUGAUGCGUUUGUCAUUGUGAUUUGCUUGGCAUCUCUUAUUCUGUGCACAAGAUCCAUUGUUCUAGCUCUCAGGUUACGCAAGAGAUUUUUGAAUUUCUUCCUUGAGAAGUACAAGCGACAUGUGUGUAACGCCGACCAGUGGGAGUUCAUCAAUGGAUGGUAUGUCCUGGUGAUUAUCAGCGACCUAAUGACAAUAAUUGGAUCCAUAUUAAAAAUGGAAAUUAAAGCAAAGAAUCUCACAAAUUACGAUCUGUGCAGCAUUUUGCUUGGAACGUCUACGCUCUUUGUCUGGGUUGGCGUCAUCAGAUACCUGGGGUACUUCCAAGCAUAUAAUGUGCUCAUUUUAACGAUGCAAGCCUCACUGCCCAAAGUUCUUCGCUUCUGUGCUUGUGCUGGUAUGAUCUAUCUGGGCUACAUGUUCUGUGGCUGGAUUGUCUUAGGACCAUAUCAUGACAAGUUUGAAGAUCUGAACACAGUUGCUGAGUGUCUGUUUUCUCUAGUCAAUGGCGAUGACAUGUUUGCAACCUUUGCUCACAUCCAGCAGAAGAGCGUCUUGGUGUGGCUGUUCAGUCGUCUGUACUUAUACUCCUUCAUCAGUCUUUUCAUAUAUAUGAUCCUCAGCCUGUUCAUUGCCCUGAUUACAGACUCCUAUGACACCAUUAAGAAAUACCAACAGAAUGGGUUUCCUGAAACGGAUCUUCAGGAAUUCCUGAAGGAAUGUAGUAGCAAAGAGAAGUAUCAGAAAGAGUCCUCAGCCUUCUUGUCGUGCGUCUGCUGCCUGAGGAGGAGGGGAAGUGAUGACCACUUGAUACUUGUCAACUAAAGUCCUUCUGCUAAAGAUAAUCAAGUCUCAGGCCUUUCUACCCAGUGACAGUGCAGAGGGACCCCCAACAGCUUGGAGCAGGACUUCCAAAAAUACUGACUUAUUACUGGUGGAGCAGGAAAGAGGACUGUCAGCUGGUUGAACACAACUGAAGUUCCAAAGUUCCUUUUAUAAACUUGGAUGGGAUGAAGCAUAGACUACAGUCAACUACUGGGCAUGAGUGCAAUAGAGCAGAGAUAAUGACAUUCUGCACGGGACUUUAAUUGAUGACAUCACAGUGUGGGGCUGGAAAAAAAUAUCAUAUUUCAGAGCGUGCAAAAACAAUGGCACUUAAAGCCAUGCAAUGAAAGAUGCGUGUUUAUCAUCCACUAGGUGUUUGUUUUAAAAGUGAUUCUUGGGGGCGCCUGGGUG
Mirounga angustirostris (Northern elephant seal) is the source of this 2228-nucleotide messenger RNA. It is a transcript of the gene MCOLN2, whose product is annotated as mucolipin TRP cation channel 2. The transcript is spliced from 14 exons. Gene Ontology annotation, molecular function: NAADP-sensitive calcium-release channel activity. The record is from RefSeq and is a predicted model, not a curated record. NCBI's taxonomy places the organism in Eukaryota, Metazoa, Chordata, Mammalia, Carnivora, Phocidae. Gene Ontology annotation, cellular component: membrane. The coding region runs from base 102 to 1817 and encodes 571 amino acids.